This is a messenger RNA of Mytilinidion resinicola, 1444 nucleotides long. Its product is annotated as RNA-binding domain-containing protein. Gene Ontology annotation, molecular function: mRNA binding. The transcript is spliced from 4 exons. Bases 108 to 1229 code for a protein of 373 amino acids. NCBI's taxonomy places the organism in Eukaryota, Fungi, Ascomycota, Dothideomycetes, Mytilinidiales, Mytilinidiaceae. The record is from RefSeq and is a predicted model, not a curated record. Gene Ontology annotation, cellular component: cytoplasm; ribonucleoprotein complex; nucleus.
GACACCAGAGUUUCUCCUCAACCUCUGCACGACUCUCGUACUUCGAUCUCAGAAGUACUUUAGCCCACCCACCUAGUUCGUGUCAUCAAUCCAAAACUUCAAGCAUCAUGUCUGCACCUGUCGAGAGCGUUACCGCCCAGUUGGCAAACACCACCCUCAACGAGCCUUCCGCCGCUGCGGAGGGCGACAAGUCCACCAGCGCUGCCCAGGAUGAGGCAGUCAUCGCCAGCGCUGCUGAGGGCAGGAGACUCUAUAUCGGGAACCUCGCCUACGCGACCACCGAGGGGGAGUUGAAGGAGUUCUUCAAGGACUACCUCGUCGAAUCUACGUCUAUCCCCACCAACCCUCGCACUACCCGCCCCGUCGGCUAUGCCUUCGUUGAUCUCUCCACUUCCAACGAGGCCGAGCGCGCCAUCCAGGAGCUGAACGGCAAGGCCAUCCUUGACCGUAAGGUCUCCAUCCAGCUUGCCCGCAAGCCGGAGGCACACGAGGGAUCUGGCAGCGGCGCGGAGGGCGCCAACGGCGAGACUCGUCGCCGCUCUUCUACCCGUGGCCGUGGUCGCGGACGUGGACGCGGUGGACGUGCCGGCCGUGGCGGCCGCUCGCAGAAGGACGGCGCCGAGGGCGCUGAAGCCGUCGAGGGCGAAGCCGCUGCUCCUGCCGAGAGCGCACCGACAAAUGUACCCGGCCAAGUUAUUCCACUCACCGAAACAACGAACGAAUCACUUACAACCGAGAAGGGCGCUGAGACUGAAGCCACUGCCACCGCUAAGUCCAGCAAGCCUCGCGCUCCCCGCGAGCACAAGCAGCGUGGUCCUCCCGAGGAUGGCGUUCCUUCCAAGACCAAGGUCAUGGUUGCCAACCUGCCGUAUGACCUGAAGGAGGACAAGCUCUUGGAGAUCUUCAAGGACUACGAACCCUCUUCCGCCAAGAUCGCUCUCCGUCCCAUUCCCCGCUUCAUGGUCAAGAAGCUCCAGGCCCGCAACGAACCCCGCAAGGGCCGUGGCUUUGGCUUCGUUACUCUGGCUUCCGAGGACUUGCAACAGAAGGCCUGCUCCGAGAUGAACGGCAAGGAGAUUGAGGGCCGCGAAAUCGCUGUCAAGGUCGCCAUCGACUCUCCCGGCAAGGAGGAUGACCACCCCGCGACCCACACCGAGGGAGAUGAGGCCACCACAACUGCCACUGAGGCCACCACCGAGACCCCAGCUGCUGUCGAGGCUACUGCUUAGACAAACUUCCAGCACCCCGGGAGCAAGCCGGUGAAUAUCUAGUUGUGCCUUCACUGGCAACAGCUACGCUUAUGCAUCACGUUUAGUUUCCCGCGUGGAGUUUGUUUAGGAAUGUUGGCGGACUGGGGUGGUAAGGUAUCUUACUUUUCUUCUCGGCGGGUUUUCCUUCUCACGUCUUGUCUCAUUGCAUUUCGGGGGAAUAAAAACUAAACUUU